AGUCAGUGAUGUUGUGAGUGCGCGAGCAAGUAGUGAAAGUGGUGAAAGAUUUUUCCCCCUAGCCUGGAUUAGCGCUGUGAUUUUCUACUCCAGCGUUCGCUUGCCGCUCGGAACAGGAUUUGCUUAAUCGACGCACGAAUUCGUAACGCAACAAUGGCAUCGCGCGGCGGACCCAUGAUCGUCGGAACCGAUGGUGCAGAUUUCGAGCACAGGCAGCGUGUGGCCGCACAUUACCAAAUCAGCGCACUCAACAAAGCUCGGUUAAAAUAUUGCAUUUUCUUUCACUACCUGCUGUUCUUCAUGAUGCUAGUCAAGCUGUCCGCCGACAUCCUGGAUCGUCUCGACAUCUUCAUUUUGGAAAUCGAGGAACUGCAAAUUCCACAGCCCCUCUGGUGGGAGUACUUCUGGUGUCUGUCGGUGUUUCUUUCCUUUAUCGGUCUGUCGGCGGCCCGCCGCAAUCGAAUAAACGACAUGAAGAAGUAUAUGGUAGGUAUUAGCACGAUCGCCUUUGUACCCCUGCUGUACUGCCUCAUCUACUAUCUGAACGACGUGAUGGAGUACAUUAACAUGGAUGAGGAUACCGAGCUGGAUGACACCGACAUUUUCGUCUGGCAGGUAAUUGGCUAUCCGUACGGACUCUUGUGGUACGGCUUUGUGCUGCUAGCACUCCAGGUGCACUUCUUCUCGCUGUACUUUGCCUGGAAUCUAAUAAAGGCCUGGAGGUCUCGUGGAACUCUUAAGAAGGGGGAGUAAACCGACAUGAAAUCAUGUUGGACUUAACAACUGCAACCAUUUGAAAGACAAUAUUUCCGACAAAUCUACCAUAUUGCUUACCGGUACCACACGGCCAGCGGCUUAAAACGAUGUAACGGCUUCUUCGAUUUCACGGACUCAAUCUUUUGUGUAGUGCACAGCAGCUGGAUUAAAGAUAAAAUGCAGUAGUUAAGUAAUGUUUCCAUCGUUGUUAUAGAACAGUAAUUCGAGUUAACUUAGUGCAACUUAAUGUGCAUACGUCGCAAAUAAAACACUUCGGCCAUAACCCAACAGCGUUCUUCUGCAAUACUCCACAAAACAUGUAGAAAAUUCUUAGUGCUACACAGAUAUGACUUCCCGCUCAUCGGAGAAACGUACUAUAAAACAAUUUAAAUACGAACGAAUGUAAGGCUGCCACAGACCUUAUCUUAUAGAGUUUUGAUUGUCUCGUAAGUUUUUCAUCAGUUUUGUUUACAAUUUUUAGUUUUAGAACAAAGCGUUAUUUAUUACCGGGAAAAUUAGACAGCCGCAAUUUAAACGACGUAACAGAGAGCUCAAGUUAUUUGAUAUUUACAGACUCCACCGUACGCUGCGAGCGCCGCAGCAAAAUCGUUACUUGUACACUUAUUUUCGGAUCGUUGAAAAGCGCUUUAUAUAAUAAACAGUUGAUAAUAAUGUUGUUGAAAGUGCAGUGACAGCUUUGCACACAAACAGAACCGGACUCUGCCACUCUGCUCACGAAUUGAAACACAAGAAAAA
Sabethes cyaneus is the source of this 1512-nucleotide messenger RNA. RefSeq names its product protein jagunal (gene jagn). NCBI's taxonomy places the organism in Eukaryota, Metazoa, Arthropoda, Insecta, Diptera, Culicidae. The transcript is spliced from 3 exons. Gene Ontology annotation, biological process: endoplasmic reticulum organization; vesicle-mediated transport. The record is from RefSeq and is a predicted model, not a curated record. Gene Ontology annotation, cellular component: endoplasmic reticulum membrane. Bases 154 to 753 code for a protein of 199 amino acids.